AUGGAACCACCAGUACCACCGCACCCAGUGCCGCAUCCAGGCCCAGUGCCUCCCUUCUACGACGCAGCCAAGACCUCCGUCCUGGACGCCAUCUGCAAAGGCGACUACGGCGCUCUUCUUCGCAGCUCGACACCUUCCCCGAAGCCCGACAGACCUCGCCAUCAGAAGAAGUCACUGCGCGAGAGGCAUGACGAGUAUGCCAAGCGCAUGGAUCUUUGGCGUUAG
This is a messenger RNA of Fulvia fulva, 225 nucleotides long. RefSeq lists its product as uncharacterized. Bases 1 to 225 code for a protein of 74 amino acids. NCBI's taxonomy places the organism in Eukaryota, Fungi, Ascomycota, Dothideomycetes, Mycosphaerellales, Mycosphaerellaceae. The transcript has a single exon. The record is from RefSeq and is a predicted model, not a curated record.